Messenger RNA from Botrytis porri, 306 nucleotides. RefSeq lists its product as uncharacterized. Gene Ontology annotation, molecular function: FMN binding; oxidoreductase activity. Bases 1 to 306 code for a protein of 101 amino acids. The transcript is spliced from 2 exons. NCBI's taxonomy places the organism in Eukaryota, Fungi, Ascomycota, Leotiomycetes, Helotiales, Sclerotiniaceae. Gene Ontology annotation, cellular component: cytosol. The record is from RefSeq and is a predicted model, not a curated record.
AUGCUCUCGCAUCCGCUACCACUUCUCGAUGAGCCGGGCGUACCUUCUAAAUAUCCAGCAACAAAUCCAACUCCACAUUACGCCAAGGCACAUACUCGUGCUUGGUCAAUCGAAAUUCUCAAACAUAGUGCUUUCAUCUUCGUCAUUCCUCAGUACAACUGGGGCUAUCCGGCGGUGAUCAAGAAUGCUAUGGACUAUCUCUAUUAUGAGUGGGCUGGAAAACGGGUGUUUGUCGUGAGUUAUGGAGGACAAGAUGGAGGCAAGGCUGUAGCGCAGCUCAUUCAACGUCUUCCGACACUACAGUAA